Westerdykella ornata is the source of this 3014-nucleotide messenger RNA. RefSeq lists its product as uncharacterized. NCBI's taxonomy places the organism in Eukaryota, Fungi, Ascomycota, Dothideomycetes, Pleosporales, Sporormiaceae. Gene Ontology annotation, cellular component: cell division site; endocytic vesicle; cytoplasm. The record is from RefSeq and is a predicted model, not a curated record. Gene Ontology annotation, biological process: septin cytoskeleton organization. The transcript has 8 exons. Bases 138 to 2816 code for a protein of 892 amino acids.
GUCGCGACACCUCUCUGCUGCGUUUCGAACACCCACAACCCCUCCGUACUUUCUAUGUAAUCAGCACCACAUUCGCUUGUGGCCGCGCGCCCCUUUAGUCUUUCCAAGCUUCCUAUAUCCUUACCAUCUGCUGCACAAUGGAGCUCCAGCGCAACGAGUAUCCGGCCUUGCUGGAACAUCUACCCCCCGCGCAAGCCGUAAACGUGCUCAAUGACCGAAUGCGACACAUCAACCUACUCAACACAAGCAUUGCGGAUUGGUUACAGGAACGCCGUCGGGUCGAGGAUCUCUACGUCCAGGGACUGCAGAAGUUGGCGAACAGGCGUCUCCCCGAAGAAUUGGCAGAUCUUGGCAUCUUUUCCACGCCGUGGCAGAAGAUUGUCGGCGCAACCGAGUCCUUUGCAAAGUCGCACCAACAAUUCGCGUACAAUGUCGAAGCAGAUGUCGAACGUCCCCUUCGAGAGUUUUCUGCGACCGACCGUGAGGUCCACGCUAUGUCCACCAUCACCGGCAACCUAUCCGCCAUGGCGAAGGAAAUCGAGACGGCGAAAAAGAAGUCAGACAAGCUGAGAGACAAGGGUGCAAAGGCGCAAGCGAGCAAGGUCGCCAAUGCCGUGGCCGAUGUCGAGAAUGCUACAUCCCAGUGGGAGUCACAGGCGCCAUUCGUCUUUGAGAAGCUACAGGCCGUCGACGAGAGUAGAUGCAACCUUUUGCGUAGUAUUUUGACCCAGUUUCAAACACACGAGGCGGACCUGCUUGACCGAAAUCGUACCACCGUCCAGGAGACCGUGGACACUAUCCUCAACAUUGAAAUCCCUCAGGAAAUCGCAACUUUUGUUUCACGAACGCAGAAUGGAGGGAGAAAACCCAGUGCUGUUGGAUCGCCAUCCCGACACCUCGCACCACCGUCUUCAGGCUCAACGGCCCUGGCAGACGAUGAUCAUAGCACAAAAAGCGGAUCGGUUCAUGAGGUCAAACACGGUGGUUUAAGCUUAAAGCGCUUUGGUACGGUGCUGGGCCGUAGAAGGCAGAGCCAUCAUCCUUACGGCCGAGCAUCCUCACCAGAGCGUAAAUCAUCCACUAACUUGGGUUCAGCGUUCGGCGCGUUUGGCAAAGGCAAAUCAAAAGAUAGAGAUAUUCCUAGUUCGUCUGGGCGCCCUGUCUCCCCCCUCAGGAGACUCUCCACCCCGCGAGAUUCGGACGUAUCAGGAUCUCCGCAACAAACUCGACAGUCGGGCAGCGAGAGAACUAACGGUGUUAGGCGGCCGGAUACGCCCAAAGAAAGUGCCGCCAGCGUGGGUGCAGCUACGGAGGGCGUACCAGACCUCGCAGAGCCGAUAUCAUCGCAGCCGCCGUUAGAACCGAAGGGAGAGCCGAAGAAGGAUUCAGAAGGCUUCUCACUCCCUCCAUCGACCACUGACGCCAUAACACAGGCGGAACGAGAAGCUGCCAUUGAAACGAGCGAGAGCAACCCUCCUCCUCAGUUCAAGCUAGACAUUAGAAACGCACCCAUUCAAGAGGAAGAAGACGAUGCGGACGCCGCUCUGGUUAGCAUGGCUAACACAUUGAGAGCACAAGCAGCUCAACCUCGACGCUCUAGUACUCUUCGAGGUAGACGAGACGUCCGGAACACGAUAUUCGUGCCGAACCCUGCUACACCAGAACUAACAAGCAUAGGAGAAACUGUCCCACGCCUCCCUGCCUCUGCAGGCUCUGGUAUCGGUGGCAGUAGCUUUCCGGCACCUACGCUUCCUGCUCAGCCUGCAUCACCUCCCUUCACAUUGCCACACAGAACACUCCUUUCCCACGAUCAUCCUUCGUCUGACACACAAUCCAUCAUGUCUGGGAGAUCGCUAAGCAGCGCAGCAAGCACUACAAUCAAGCACGCCGACCUCCACGAACCCGGACUCAACGCCUCCAUCGUGGAAGCAGUCAGCACCACGUUUGAGCAAGGCAAUGUUGCCAAAGCCAGGGUCAUCGGCGAGGUUGCGCUCGCCUACAAUCCCGUUGACAUUUCGGCCGGCCCCUUCGGCACCGAAAACAUUCAUCUAGACAACUUUUCGGUACUGGAGAAAGUUGCAACGAACCCUGUAUUCAUUGAGCAAGUCCCAGAUAGCCCCGGAGAUUACACUGUCGAUCUCUCUAAAAUCCUCAAGACAUCCGUAGCGUUCAAAUACCAACUACAUCUCGACGCUGAUAACCUCGCUACCUUUGCGCCGCUCAUCCUUUCGCCAGCCUGGAAGGUGGAGCCGACACAAACGUCAGCGAUACUGCAUUACUCUCUUAACCCAGAAUUCAACCUCGGCGCCGCAUCAUCGAUUACCCUGCGCAAUCUCGUCCUCGUCCUCAGGUUAGAACCGGGCGUCAAAGCUGCCUCCUGUCUAUCCAAACCCACUGGUACUUUCUUCAGAGAAAAGGGUUUCAUUUAUUGGCGCCUCGGGGAUGUGACGUUCACGAAGGAUCAGCCUGCGCAGGUGAUGCGCGCGCGGUUCUUCACAGAAGGCGAAGCUAAACCAGGGAAUGCCGAGGCGAGGUGGGAGAUUAGUGGCGCCCAGGCGUUGAGCUUGGGGAGUGGGUUGGGGGUGAGCCAGGAAGAUGUGAAGGGAAAGGAGAGGGCGAAGGCUGAGGAGGAUAUUGAGAAGGAUCCGUUUGCGGACGAGGAUGCUGAGGGCGAGGAGAAAAAGGAGGAAGAGAAGGAUACUGGGACUCAGAAUGGGCAACCGCAGUCCAAGAGAGUACCCACUGUGAAGAAGAUUGUCAGUGGGAAGUAUGACGGGGUCUGGAAGGGGGAUGAGAGCGGUUCAAUCCCAGGGUGAACAUAAUUGACCAGUAGGGCGUAGGAAGAGUAUAGGAGUGUUGCUUGGAUAUGACUUUGUUGGGUGGGAUCAUUUUGGGAAGAUGAGUAGUAUUAUGGUUGGUUAGGCCAGUCUUGUCGAUAGAGUGUGCCGGAUGGCCUGGAGAGUGCAGUAUUAGUGCUAUUACUGUUAUACCUAAAUACCAUUUGAUUUGUUUGA